Messenger RNA from Mercurialis annua (annual mercury), 2157 nucleotides. Its product is annotated as protein PHOSPHATE STARVATION RESPONSE 1. Bases 308 to 1834 code for a protein of 508 amino acids. Gene Ontology annotation, molecular function: DNA-binding transcription factor activity; DNA binding. The transcript has 8 exons. The record is from RefSeq and is a predicted model, not a curated record. Lineage: Eukaryota; Viridiplantae; Streptophyta; Magnoliopsida; Malpighiales; Euphorbiaceae.
CUCGCUCUUUAUUCUCCACGCUCUUUUAUGCGGCGCGUCGCUGUUCCUUAUUAUCGCUCUAUGCAAGCAUUGCCAAAAAGCAGACCAAUCAAAAAUAGAGACAGCGCAAAUGCCCACUGCUUCUCACCGUGCACUUGUUUGCCUCGCCGGUGACAGAAUUUAAUUAAUCACCCGCUUCUUUUUUUUUUUGCUAUUCUCUCCCUCGAAAUCAUCCUUUUUUUAAAAAAAAAUGGAUUUUUAGGCUUUCUGAUUUUUUUUGAUUUUGAUUUGGCGGUUGUUUCUAUGAAGAUUUGAGAUUCCUAAUCUCAUGUUCUCUCCAGCGGCACAAUAUUGUGAACCAUUGACAAGAAGUACAAUAAUGGAGGCACGCCCUGCUUUAUCCAUUCAGAUGUCAGGUACGAAACAAUUGGGUAACCAUGGGGUGUCACCAGCACUAUCCUCGUCUUUUCCAGUCCUUCCGACUUCUUUAGAGGGGACCUACCCCAAGUUAUCAGACUCUCAACAUGUUGCUAUAGAAAAGGGUCUUAUUACAAGGCCUCUUGCCCAGACAAAUCAAUUAUCCUCAAACAGUGGAGUAGUUGGUCACUUAUUUUCAUCAUCUGCAGGCUUCUCAUCAGAUCUUCAGUUCUCUCCUGUUUCACCACAGGAAAAACAUUCUAGAAAUAAUCCUUUCAUUUGUCAAUCACCAAAAAGUGCGACAGCUUCGGCAAUGCUGGAAUGUCCACAUUCAGGGCUACUUCAAUCUACAGCAUCAAGUCAGUAUGAUAAAGAAACCAGUGCUUCCUGGUGUCCGGAGUCAUUACCGGGUUUUCUUGAUCUUCCUUUGGAAUCCCUUGUUCAAAAUAAUCAAAUACAAAGUAACAGUUGCAGUGGUGCCAUAGUAUCUGAAGAAUAUAAUAAACGAAAUGAUUGGCAGGAAUGGGCGGACCAGCUAAUCACUGAUGAUGAUACUAUGACAUCUAAUUGGAAUGAGCUUCUUGCUGACAACAGCGUUCCAAACAUAGAACCAAAGAUGGCGUACCAGGUGGUAAAACUAGCUUCAAAUAUUCCAACAAAUCAGCCCCAAGCUAUUCAGCAGCUUCCUGCCCCAUCUGUCGACAUUCGUCCUGUUCUUAACCCCACUUCCUCGGUAAAUAAUGCCCCAUCAAAGCCACGCAUGCGUUGGACACCAGAAAUUCAUGAAGCCUUCGUGGAAUCUGUCAAUCGUCUUGGUGGUAGUGAACGCGCUACUCCAAAAGGUGUGCUGAAGCUCAUGAAAGUUGAAGGCUUGACUAUCUAUCAUGUUAAAAGCCACUUGCAGAAAUACAGGACAGCUAGAUACCGACCAGACUCAUCAGAGGGAUCCUCAGAGAAAAAACUGACUCCCUUUGAAGAUUUAUCCUCGCUUGACUUGAAAACGGGUAUAGAGAUUACGGAAGCUCUGCGAUUACAGAUGGAAGUUCAGAAAAGGCUGCAUGAACAACUUGAGAUUCAACGGAAUUUACAGUUGCGUAUAGAAGAACAAGGAAGGUACCUUCAAAUGAUGUUUGAGAAGCAAUGCAAGUCGGGUCCCGACAUGAUGAAGGCAUCAUCAUCCGCUUCGGAAAACCCGUCUACUCUAACUUGCGACUCAGUUAAGGAUUCCCCCGCUAAAAGUAAAAUGGAUGCCUCCCAAGCGGAUCAUAAAAGCAAGACAAAUGCUGAAGCAGUUAUUACCAAGUCUAUAUCGGAAAAAAGACCACAUGAUCCCAGUGAGAAGCAAAAGUCACCUCAAUUUGAAUCUUCGGAGAAUCCUGAGCCAGAAAACGGCGAGUCAAAUUUGCAAUCUGCUAAGCGUGCAAGAAUAGAUGUCUAAAACAUAGCCAUUACAAUACCGACAAAAUGAUAGAUUCGAGGAAGACUUGGAAUCUUGAGUAGGAGGGGGGAACCUAGUUGACUUGAACAUAAUCUAUAGAGCAGCAGAAGUUUGAGAUCCUUCGGCUUCUGGUUUAAACUGUCCUUACAUGAAACUUGCAUGUCUGCACUUUCUUUUAACACUAUUUAGUUGAUAAAUGAGGUUGAUGAGAAAAGUUUUGAUGAUGAUAAUCUGAAAUUUCCUGAUGUGUAUUUAUUUUCUGAAGUGAGAUCAGAAAACUUAUUGUAUAAUGGGGUGAAUGAGUUUGCUCAUUUCCAUGGCAA